Molecule: messenger RNA, 7605 nt
Organism: Chanos chanos (milkfish)
Lineage: Eukaryota; Metazoa; Chordata; Actinopteri; Gonorynchiformes; Chanidae
Gene: erbin
Product: erbb2 interacting protein
Exons: 27
Coding region: 749-4939 (1396 amino acids)
Biological process (GO): establishment or maintenance of epithelial cell apical/basal polarity; neurotransmitter receptor transport postsynaptic membrane to endosome; cell-cell adhesion
Cellular component (GO): adherens junction; postsynaptic density; basolateral plasma membrane
Molecular function (GO): protein kinase binding
Source: RefSeq, a predicted model, not a curated record
UGCGUACUACUGUUAGCUACAUCAGUCGUGUGACUGCGACGGCUGCUUCUUCCCCUUGUGUUUAUGUGUGAAUUCUUUAGUAAAUGUAACUAGGUACUUGAAACCAAGAAGCUGCUUGGGGAUUUGUUUCAGCGAUAGAAGCUAUGAUGGAGUUUCAGCAUUGAAUAUCUGGGCGCGGCGCUUUACUUUCAAAGAAAGGGAAUUGAGCUUUGGCGGCGGUGGAGGACAUUUUUCGCCUUUUGUAUUUCCUUGCCUGUUGUGGACAUUUUGGAUAUCUGUUAAUUUUCUUUUAGAAGUGUUUUCAACUCCUGUAGCGCCUACGUUUUAUGGCGCUGAUUUUAGGUUUUUAAGACUAUUUAACAGAGUGCUUAGCUCAGUGGGAAUUAAUCUGUUCCGCCAAGAAAACUUAUGACGAUUUGUCAACUUUCGAGGGGGUUGGUGUGAGUAAAAGAAUGCGUUAGCUAAUCAGCUAGCUUUUUUGGCUAGCCAGGUCUCUGGGUAUCUCAGUGGUAAGGCUACUGAAGGCUUGGGGGCUUGCUAGCUGACUUGUGAGCUGGGAUGCGUUUUUGCCAGUCACCUGAAACAACCAAUUGUUAAGGAUUCUAAAACGGUUUUGCUGUAGAUGAGAAGAGGCAGUUGGAAACCUGUUCAGUAAGAUAAGCCCUCGUGUUGCUAUUGGAUCUCUCUUCUGCCACAAAGUGGGAUCCAGGGACCCGGGCCAUAAAUGACAAGUGCCUGAGGAUACAGGAUGAGCACUAAACGGAGUCUGUUUGUGCGGCUGGUGCCAUGUCGCUGUCUGCGAGGAGAGGAGGAGACAGUCACCUCUUUGGACUAUUCGCACUGUAGCCUGGAACAGGUGCCCAAGGAGAUCUUCAGCUUUGAGAAGACCUUGGAGGAGCUCUACCUGGAUGCCAACCAGAUUGAGGAACUGCCCAAACAACUGUUCAACUGUCAGUUGCUCCACCGACUGAGUCUGCCAGACAACGACCUCACAGUUUUGCCACCGGCCAUUGCAAACCUCAUCAAUCUCAGGGAGCUUGACGUCAGCAAGAACAGCAUUCAAGAGUUUCCAGAAAAUAUCAAGAACUGCAAAGUCUUGGCCAUUGUUGAAGCAAGUGUGAAUCCCAUUUCCAAGCUCCCUGAGGGCUUCACCCAGCUCCUCAGUCUGACCCAGCUCUACCUGAACGAUGCCUUCCUCGAGUUCCUACCUGCCAGCUUUGGCAGGUUAACGAAGCUGCAGAUUUUGGAGCUUCGAGAGAACCAGUUAAAGAUGCUGCCAAAAAGCAUGCAUAAAUUGACGCAGCUGGAGCGGCUGGACCUGGGAAGUAACGAGUUCACUGAAGUGCCUGAGGUUUUGGAGCAGCUCACUGGAAUCAAAGAGCUGUGGAUGGAUGGAAACAAACUGACAUUUUUACCAGGGAUGAUUGGGACACUGAAACAGCUCUGCUACUUGGACGUAUCCAAGAACAACGUGGAGAUGGUGGAUGAGCAGAUCUCCGGCUGUGAGAACCUGCAGGACCUGCUCCUGUCCAGCAAUGCACUGACACAGCUGCCUGGCUCUAUAGGAUCACUGAAGAAAUUGACUGCACUGAAAGUGGAUGAGAAUCAGCUCAUGUACCUUCCAGACUCAAUAGGCGGUCUGGCUGCUCUGGAUGAGCUGGACUGCAGUUUUAAUGAGAUUGAGGCUUUGCCGUCAUCCAUCGGCCAGUGUGUCAACCUGCGCACCUUUGCUGCCGACCACAACUUCCUCACCCAGAUACCCGCAGAGAUUGGCAACUUGAAAAAUACCACGGUGCUGUUCCUCCACUCCAAUAAGCUGGAGUCUCUGCCGGAGGACAUGGGUGACAUGCAGAAGCUCAAGGUCAUCAAUCUCAGUGAUAACAAGCUGAAGAACCUUCCCUACAGUUUCACUAAGCUGAACCAGAUGACUGCCAUGUGGCUCUCUGAAAACCAGUCAAAGCCCCUGAUUCCACUGCAGAAGGAGGAGGAUCCAGAGACACACAAGACAGUUCUCACCAACUACAUGUUCCCUCAACAGACCAGAACAGAGGAGUAUGUACCUAAUUCAGACAGCGAGAGCUUUAACCCGUCUCUGUGGGAGGAGCAGCGCAAACAACGGGCACAAGUAGCGUUCGAGUGCGAUGAGGACAAGGAUGAGAGAGAAGCUCCCCCAAGGGAAGGCAAUCUGAAGCGCUACCCAACACCAUACCCCGAUGAACUCAAAAACAUGGUGAAGACUGCCCAGUCGGUCGCCCAUCGGCUCAAGGAGGAUGAGUCGGGCGAUGAGUCAGGCAGAGUUGCCAAGGUCGGCGAGAAGAGCCACAUAGGAGUACAGGACGUUGGAGUGAAGGUCAUUGAGAGUGCCUGUGCUAAUGGCAAAGCCAUCGAGAUGGAGCGCGGUGCAGCAGUGAACAGUGUCCAGAGCUCUACUGCAUCUGAGGCGAAGGACACAACAGAGAACCACAACUCACAGAUGAUUCAGCCUAAGAGCUUAGAGGAUAUUAAGCCAAUGGUUAACCAUGAGGACACACUUGAGGACUCUGAGGAGCUGUCAUCCGAGGAGGAGGAGAUGAAGAUUGCUGAGAUGAGGCCUCCUCUUAUUGAGAUCUCCAUCAACCAACCUAAAGUGGUUGCUCUGAGCAAAGACAAAAAAGAUGACGGUAAAGACGCCGACUCGUUGUUGGACGAGACCGUGGCCAACAGUAAUCAGAACAACAGUAACUGCUCGUCGCCGUCACGCAUGUCUGACUCUGUGUCUGUGACCACAGAUAGCAGUCAAGAAAAUUCUCUGUGUACCCCUGAAAAGGAGGCCAAAAUGCCAUUAGUCCCUAAGAGCAGGCAAGAAGAUGAGAAUCUGAACCAGCUGAGGCAGACGGUACCACUCCUGCAGAACUGUAACGGCUCUGAUACAUCUCUGCAGACCGUACUGAAGAAUAAGCAAAGUUAUGAGACCAAGCCGGAGCAGGUGGCCGGCUACGAGUUCUCCAUGGAGGAGAGGUUGGCUCUGAUUGAGAAAGGCAUCAACAAUGGCAUGACUGACUCCUACAACAAGUGGGACCAGAUAAACAUGAAUGUGGCCAAACUCCCACCCGACAAUAUGGUGGCCUAUGAGGACCUGGAGAGGACUAGGAGCACUUCCACCCGGGACCCAGCCCCUAGCAACAACAAUGCUUCAGCUUCACUGGAGAACUUGGAAAAUGGCAACCAGUUCCCAAAGAUGCCAUCCGGACAGCACCAAAAUGGACGUACAGAGGAUCCCCCUCCAGUGCCAGUCAAGCACGAUAGUGUUCAGACAGCCUCAACAGGCGUGACGGCGUCUAGUGACAUGUCUCUCUCCCGCAGCACGGAGGAGCUGUCGCCGGAGAGGAGGUGUGUGCCUCCCCCAGUUAUGAAGUCUCAGAGCAUUACUAAUGUAGACUGUGGUGGGAUGAAGUUGCACUCCAUUGACAGUGACAACAGUGCUUAUGAGGCCCCAACAGCUGGCAGGAUGCCCGGGCCUAGCGCUCAGGGUCAGAGCAUUGUCCGAUCCAAAUCCGCCUCCUUGCUGAAUGACCAGCCGCUGCAGGUCUAUCCUGGCUCCUCUGCCUCCUCCUCUGACUUACUGUCCAGCUCUAAACUCCCCGUCAGCACCACACGGUUCACCUCAGCCGGGCCCCCACCACAGUAUAACAUUCAGUUCACCAACAGUGCCAUGCCCAAAGACAACCUGUGGACCCAGCGGACGCCCGUUCCCCCAGAUCAGAGCUAUCUCCCUCCACAACAUUCUCUAGCCAACACCAACUACUCCAACCGCAACAAUGCACCACCCUAUCCCCAUCAACCCCAGCAGCGAGGCCCACCCAAAACUCCUGAUAUGUGGGCUAAGGAGCGGAUGCUGCCUCCCGGUGCCCAGAGGAACACCUUGCAGAGACAGGGCAGCAGCUCCUCCAGCAUCUCCAUGGGCAUGCAAGACCCCCGCCGCAUGCAGGGCUACGAGGGCGAUUACAUGACCUACAGGGACAUCCACACGAUGGGGCGUGGACCCCUGCAGAUGAGCCAGGCGAUGCAGAGGCCCCUGUCGGCCCGCACAUACAGCAUCGACGGACCCAAUGCGGCCCGGCCUCAGAGCGCCCGCCCCCAGCCCCACGAGCUGCCUGAGAGGACCAUGUCCGUCAGUGACUUCAACUACCAGCAUGGCAGCCCCAGCAAGAGGCCCAACAUCAGGGUGAAGUCGGAGCACUCACUGCUGGAUGGGCCAGUCGGAGGAGGCAGGGUGCCCGCGGACUGGAGGGACCAGGUCAUGAGACACAUUGAGGCCAAGAAGAUGGAGAAGACCGCGUUGUCUCGGUCCUAUAAUCCAUCUCACAACCUGAGCAGCGUACUGUUUGGCAGCCAGGGCUCUCUGAAUUUUAGCGCCUUAGACGGACGGCAGCAUGCUGACCGCAGCUACUGCGAUGAUGUCUUUGGACCUCAUGGACAGCAGGGCUACCCCAUUGACACUGUUAGAAAAGUGCCUUUGAUGAAUGGUCAGAUGUGCCCUCCGUCACGGCCCCAGAUGACAUGCAGUCAGGCCCCAAUGGCACGCCACCCCUCUAGAGAGCAGCUCAUUGACUACCUGAUGCACAAGGUCUCCCAGCAGCCCCAAGGCCCCCCACGAAUGUCUCAUGAGCCUCUUCAGCAGGAGUUCCAUGUGAAGAUUGAGAAGAACCCAGAGCUGGGGUUCAGUAUAUCAGGAGGCAUUGGAGGGCGAGGAAAUCCAUUUCGUCCAGAAGACAAUGGCAUAUUUGUGACAAGGGUUCAGCCAGAGGGACCCGCUUCAAAGCUGCUCCAGCCCGGGGACAAGAUCAUCCAGGCCAACGGGUACAGCUUUGUGAACAUUGAUCAUGGAAAUGCUGUGUCCCUGCUGAAGACCUUUCCAAACACAGUCGACCUGAUCAUCAUUAGAGAGAUGUCAGCGUAGAGACACGGGGGAAGCGAACAGAAAGCCGAAUGUUCACCUCCUUUUAUUUUUUUACACAGAGAAGCCAGUUCUAUAUAUAACUGAUUGAACUGUAUUUGAGAAAAAAAGGACCAUGGUUCUUUGAUAUAACAGGGCAAAACCACUGUGUUGAGUGGACAAAAAUGGGGCAAACGUCUGGAAAGCAUGCGUCUUACAAAAACAACAAAACAAAAAAAAAACAAACAAAAAAAAAAAGGAAAAGGAAAAAAGGAGCCUUCACUGUGGGACUGUUGCUAUAUUCCAACACAGACUGAAAAAUACUGUGUUUCCUGUACUCCUUCAUCGGCAUAGCGUUCCAGUAGUGUAGCAUUAAGUGUAGUCAAUCCUAGUGGGGGCAGGGCUCCCUGUCUGCCGAUGUCUUUGCCUUUAUUUUUUGAUUAUGUUCAAUGUUUCUUUGAUUUUUUUUUUUUUUUUUUUUUAAUUUAAGACUUUUUUAAAGACCACUCCUUUGACCUGUAUAAGAAGGACAAUGCUGUGUGAUUACUGUGGAGAUGAAUGUAGUUCUGGUGCGUGUGCUUUCUGGACGCUGUUGAAUUUCUUUGUCUGCUGAACUUUGGCGCUCUGAGCUGUUCCUCCUUUUGGUAAGUUAUUAAGGUGAGAGGGGGGAAAAAAAAAAAACCCUUCCACUCGUGGCUAGAAAUCUUCAGUUUGGCCCCACCUGCUUUACAGUAGACACUGUUAUCACUUCAGUCUUCAUCACCACCUCAGUGCCCUCUGAAAUACAGCUGACCCUCAUCUGAGGAAAGAGCCCUUCCCAAGGUCACUACAGUCUGCCCUCCAGCAACAACCCAUAAACCUUCACUUUCCCCAGAGGCUCAGAACAGGACUGCUAGGACAAUAAGUGAAACGCUCAUGGUAUGUGAAAUGGACCGAGACAUGGAGAGGAACUUCUGAGAGGUCCGGUAAAAGUGGAUACUUGAUUAGUUGGGUCCUUUUAUACGUCUUGCGUGGAUAUGCACAGAAACAGAAGGUGAUAUGAGCUAGGUUAACCAAAGCAUUGUGUGGAAACUGUGACCAGGGACUUCUGUUGUACACCAGACAGCGAUGAGCCAGGGCAAAAACAGGACCUGCCCCCCCACCCCCCACCCCAGAGCCACUUCCAUUCACGUCCAUCUCACUCCAAAGGGCUUCAGGCAGCUGUUGCCAUCUCAAAAACAUCCACAGUGCUAAUAUUGGAUGUCAUUUUUUGACAUGGGACAAGAAUAUGGUUUGCCUUCCUGUACAGAUCGAUAUCAUGGAUAUAAUGCAAGGCCUUUUCCUUUAUUUUAAUUUUUUUGAUUAGUUUUUAAUGUGUAUGAGUGUGUGUGUCUGUGUGUGUGUGUGUGUGUGUGUUCUUGGUUUAAUCAUUGGAGAGUUUGGCAAAGGUAGACAGAAGGUUUUGUGAAGUGCCAUAUACUCUGAACCUGUCUGAAAGGGGGAGAAGUUUCAUCCUUUGACCCAAGCAAUAUUCAGUGAUGUACGCCGCAAACAAAAUGUCCUUUCAGGGCUAACUUAUGUGAAACAAUGGUAGAAUAGCAAUAGCAAGAGGUUUUUAUUUUCUGUCUGGAAGUGUGAAAUUGCAUUUUUAAAAACUCAAAAAAAAAAAAACAACAACAACAAAAAAAACAAAAACAAAAAAACAAAAACCCAAACCCUUUAGUACUCCUUGAUUGUGAUACGACAUUUUAUAUUGUUAAUCUUUUCUAAUGAUAACAUAGGAAAUGACAUUUCAGAUAUUUUACAUUUUGCAAAGACAUUCUGGAGUCUGUGUGGAUGUAAUGCUGAAUGGUCUUGUCAUCCUUCCCUGUCAAAUGAGAUGCAGUUUGGAACCUUCAGUGUCGUAACCUUAGUUACUAAUCAUUGAUCUGUCCAGGUACAGCCUCUGAGCUAGUUCCAUGGGAAAUAUAUAUAGAUUUGAUAGAAGCGGCAAAGCUAUAAACUGAGUUUUUGUAUUGAUCAACUGUAAAUUUAAAAGUCUUGUAAAGGCAUAUUUGCCUUGUCUACACAGAAUGACCAACUGUUCAUUGUGGUACUGUAUGUAUUAUUUGCAUGAAAUCACCAUUUAGAUUUGUGUGGUCUGAAAUUGUUGUUCCAGAAGACAACAGAGCUAAAUGAAUGAAAAUUAUUAAAUUAAUUUCCCAUCCUUUUGAAAUGUCAAAGUAUAAUAGAAAGCACUAAUUGUAUUGGUUUUAUGAAAGUACCGUAUAUAUGCUUUGACUAAUUUUAAAAUGAUAUUUUAAAAAAAAAGUGAUUCACAUUUUUUUUUGAUCAUUUUAAUCUGAGUGCUCUGCUGUUCUUAUUUGUACACAACUGAAAAUGGCACUGAGCUGUCACCUGUUAAAGUCAGAUGUGAGGCAGUCUAAUGCCUAACAGCAUUACAUGCCAAUUUUGUCUGUUGUCAUUUUGGCUUUUUAAUAUGUUGCUAAUUUCAGAUAGAACUGCCCGCAGUUUAAAAUGAACUCUUAACAUUCAUUUUUUCAUAUUGUCGGUUUCUGGGCUCCUCAACUUUUAAAAUAACAAAUUUUCCCAGUUCCAAUAUCACAUGAAUGAUUUUUUUUUUUUUUUUUCUGAAAGAUGAUGUGUAUUUUUUGAGUGUUUCUUUUUUUAUAUCCUUCACAUUGUGUCUCAAAUAAGAUCAGUCUAAUGAA